CUACAAGGCCGACGGUAUGCACAGGAAGAGUCCAGAACAACAUGUUGACACAGGAAUUGGUGCGCGAAUGGUCGUUAUGUUGUGAAAUACAAUGUGAGAUGUUGGUAGCAAGUGUUGACGUUUUCGACGAUGAUGUAGUGGCGUCGAAGGACCGAAGAAGCCGGAAUCGUCCGAUGAACGGGCGCCACCAAUCAGAGAAUAGCAGUUGUCAUAACCGAGGAAGCUUGAGUGGCGCCCUGGCGCUACAACUUCGAUGAUAGCAACACUUUGACCUUUAAGCCUCAGCCCGCACUCUCCACUCCACCCUAGACACAAUGGCCUCCAUACGCGCUUUCACUCGUCUGGCUACCCAGCGAACUGCCGUACGCCCGGCAGUUUUCUCUCGUGGCUUUGCCUCCGUAAACGACGUCCAUGCCCGGGACCCAAUCUCCAAGACCGCCGAGAAGAUCGCACCUGAUGCUUCGCGCUCGCCCAUCCCAGAGAGCAAGACGUCGACAAUCCAGGAGCCCGAGCCCAGCAAAGAUGCGAAGACCAAGACUUUCCACAUUUACCGAUGGAACCCAGAUGAGCCCACGUCAAAGCCCAAGAUGCAGUCCUACACACUCGACUUGAACAAGACCGGACCCAUGAUGCUGGAUGCGCUCAUCAGGAUCAAGAACGAGGUGGACCCGACCCUGACUUUCAGGCGGAGUUGUCGCGAGGGCAUUUGUGGAAGUUGUGCCAUGAACAUCGACGGAGUCAACACCCUGGCAUGCCUUUGCCGCAUUCCCACCGACACCACCAAGGAAUCUCGCAUCUACCCGCUCCCCCACAUGUACGUUGUCAAGGACCUCGUACCGGACAUGACUCUCUUCUACAAGCAAUAUCGAUCGGUCAAGCCAUACCUGCAGCGCACCACUGCCGCACCAGAUGGUCGUGAGUUCCGCCAGUCCAAGGAAGAUCGCAAGAAGCUCGACGGACUCUACGAAUGCAUUCUCUGCGCUUGCUGCUCAACAUCAUGCCCAUCGUACUGGUGGAACCAGGAGGAGUACCUUGGCCCUGCCGUUCUUCUCCAAUCCUACCGAUGGAUCGCCGAUUCACGAGACGAGAAGAAGGCUGAGCGCCAGGAUGCUCUUAACAACAGCAUGAGCUUAUACCGAUGCCACACCAUUCUAAACUGCUCAAGGACAUGCCCCAAGGGACUGAACCCUGCGCUAGCCAUUGCGGAGAUCAAGAAGAGCAUGGCCUUCACUUAGAGUAGUCUUGAUUAUCGCGGCAGGAGGAGAGUCACUGGAUUAUGUUCACUGUAUGUAUCUGCGAUUUUGCGCAGAAGUUGAUUUUCUUCGAGCCACAUUCGUACUUUUUUGAGAUGUAAA
Molecule: messenger RNA, 1355 nt
Organism: Alternaria alternata
Lineage: Eukaryota; Fungi; Ascomycota; Dothideomycetes; Pleosporales; Pleosporaceae
Product: mitochondrial succinate dehydrogenase iron-sulfur subunit
Exons: 4
Coding region: 315-1235 (306 amino acids)
Biological process (GO): respiratory electron transport chain; aerobic respiration; tricarboxylic acid cycle
Cellular component (GO): mitochondrial membrane
Molecular function (GO): electron transfer activity; 2 iron, 2 sulfur cluster binding
Source: RefSeq, a predicted model, not a curated record